CAGCUUCGUAUUCGUAACCCACCCCUCAUCUCUUCUCCUCCGAGCUUGCUGCUCGCCGUGGCGGCCCGGCCAUGUGGGCGCACUGCGGCGGCGAACUCCGGCGCUCACGCUGCAUUUGCCGAUGGCCAUCCCGACGCAUCUCUUCUUCCAUGGUUCGACGGCGGAGCCGUCCAAGGUAGUUUCUUCGUAUUCUUGUCUCCGCCGUCUUCUUCCCCCCUCUAGAUUAAUGAAGGAGAUGUAGAAGUAGAAACCUCCAGGAAAAAUGGAUACCCUUGCAGCUCUCAGGCGUUACAAGGAAAUCGCAGCUUUUGUUUUUUAAAUUUUUGUCACCUGAUUGAUCUGAUUUUUUUUCAGAUCUGUGCACAAAUAUGUAGAUUGCGUAAGUUAUCUUUUCAAGUGGCAUUAGAUUAUGUCCCUAGCUGGUCAGCGACCAUGGCAGCACGCAAGAACUCGGCCACUUAUUUGCUUACAUGUGAGCAUGUGACACUAGAUCUAGAGUUGCUUGCUUUUUACCGACUCCAGCUCGAUCCAAAAACUGCUGAACUGCUCCUUCACAAGCAUGCUAUCAAUUUGUGCCACUAGGAUGAAGACUUUUGACUUUCUAGUUGCCAAUAGUGCUAGGAAAUUCCCACUUGUGUGUCUUAUCUGACUCUCGAGAACAGAAUCGUUGCCUACAAGUAUGCAAUUUCUUAGAGGUGCCUAUCUCCUUCUUCAGUCUUCCUUCCCCAAAACUGAGAGCUCCUGAUGGAUUGGGCGGCGAGCGCUGCCGGUACCGGUGUAGGGUGGGGCAUCUCGGUCGCAGGUUGGAUUGUCUCUCCAAUGAUCUCCGAGCUCCUCGACAAAUGCUUCUCCUACAUCGGCUUUCCCUCGACAGAGAAGGUCGAGGAAAUGCAGAGGAAGAUUCUACAGCUGAAGCUGAUGCUUGAAGCGACUACUGAGGACUGUUCACAGAGGGCAAGGCUGGAGCAAUGGAUGAAGGAGCUCAAGACUGCUUUUCAUGAAGCUGAAGACAUCCUUGAUGCUAUUGAUUAUGACCGCCUCAAAAGUCAUGUCCCUUUUCAAGCUGUGAGCAGAACAAAGCAGGAUAUUGAAACUGUGAUGGAUUUUAGUGUUCCCAUUGAAUCAAGGCCGGAGCUGGAGGCAUCAUUAGAUAAGUUAGAAAUCCUAAUUGAUGAAGGACACAAUGUUCUUUCAUUGCUGAAGUCGCCAGUCAGCUGUGACUGUAUCAAAAAUACACUAAGCAAUACUGUGAGAACACACACCAGGUGUGCUUCAACUCCUUCAGUUGUCUUUGCCCGAGAUGGCGAUCUUGAUAUGAUAAGAAAAAUGCUUCGUGAUGUACCUGCUGAUGAUAAACCUUACUCUGUUAUCGGUAUCCAUGGCAUUCCAGGAUCAGGGAAGACAACCCUGACACAAUAUGUUUGUGACAAAGAAAGAGGUGAUGGUUAUUUCAACCUUAUCAUGUGGGUCCAUGUUUCUCAGAAUUUCAGUGUGGAUGCUAUCUUCACUGAGAUGUUAGAGAUAGCAUCAGGUAGGAAAAGAGGUCAGUUAACUAAUGUUGACACGCUGUGAUGGGAAUUAGAAGCAAAACUAAGGGGCAAAAGAUUUUUGUUGGUACUGGAUGAUUUCUGGGGUGAUGAAGUUGAUAGGAGACAACUUGGUCUACUACUUUCUCCAUUGAUGGUUGCGGAGAUGGGAAGCAGAAUCCUAGUAACCACUCGAACUGCAGAUGCAGCAAAAGCUAUUGGUGCUCGGAACUUUGUUUCAAUUUCCGACUUGGUUGAGGAGCAAUUCUUCUUGAUGUUCAUGCAUUAUGCACUUGAUGGUGCUAAAAUCAGUGACCAAGAAUUAUUAAGAUCACACGAAUCAAUUGGGAGAAAAAUUGCUGACAAGCUAGGAAGAUCACCUCUGGCAGCAAGAAUAGUUGCAGGACAGCUCAAAAUAAGACUGGAUUUUGAUUUUUGGACACGUACCAUGAACAGUGAGAUGCUAAACAAUGGAACUAUGGCCACUCUAUGGUGGAGCUACCAACAACUUGAGGAGCAUGUCAAGCAAUGUUUCACAUAUUGUAGUAUUUUCCCUAGAACAUACAAGUUGAAGCGCAAUGAGCUAGUUCACCUGUGGAUGGCAGAAGGCUUUGUGAAGACAACAAAAGAAACAGAGGAUAUAGAAGAUGUCAGUCAUGACUACUUCGAUGUGUUACUCUCAACCUCGUUAAUUCAAUUAAAGGGAAAGGAGUUUAACGAAGAGUACUUUACAAUUCAUGAUACGCUGCACGAUUUAGCUGCAAGAGUUGCUGGAAGUGAUUGUUUUAGAAUUGAGAAAGGUAUGGUGGGAAAAAUUCCUAAAGAUGUCCAGCAUCUGUUUAUUGUAUCCUAUGAUGAAAGAGUUUUUCGAGAGGAGAUUUUGAAUUUGAAGUCACUGUGCACUCUAAUAAUGUCUUCUAGCAACAAGAGUAUGCAUGUAGAAGAUUUCAGAAGCUUGAUCAAGAAUCUAAAAAGGCUGCGGGUGGUGCUUGUAGAGGUGGACAGUAAUUUGUCGACAAUCUCACCAUGUAUUGGUCAGCAGAAACAUCUUUGCUAUCUUGGACUUUUUGGAAGAAUAGCUCUCAUCACUCUACCGCGCAGAUUUACCGAGCUCUACCACCUCCAGAAGUUUGCUGUCAGGUGUACCACCACUGUGGAUUUCCACUUCAAAGAUGAAAUAGCCAACCUUGUCAAUCUGCGUUAUGUGAUAUGCCGUGUGUUUGACUGUUCUGACAUACGGAGGUUGACGUUGCUCCGGACUCUGUCUGUCUUCAGAGUGAGGAAGGCAAGGGGUCAUGAGAUACAGCAGCUGGAGCACCUGGACAACCUUCGAGGAACUCUAAACAUCGAAAGACUUGAAAAUGUUGAAAGCAAGGAGGAAGCUUGGCAGGCCAAGCUUGCUAACAAGGUGCAUCUCUCUGAUCUUGUACUGCAAUGGAGCUCUGAUUCCAAUUUGACGUUAGGCCAGGAGUUAGCAGAAGGGAGGGCUUGUGAUCAGAGUUCAGACUCUCAAGAGGAGGCCCUUGAGGCCCUCCGUCCACCAUUCCUUAUCACAUCUCUGAAAAUCAUGAACUACAACGGAUCAACAUACCCUAGUUGGUUCUCAAGAGAAAUGGACGCUCUCGAGAACUUGCAACAUCUCGAGCUCUCAAGUUGUAAUGCUCCACCCAUGAUCGGCGAAUCCUUUUUGUAUUUGCAUACACUUAUCAUUUCAGACUGCAGGUGGUGCUCUUUGUCAGAGAACAUGGAGAGCCUAACAUUGCUCGAGAAACUGGUCAUCGUGAGGUGCCCAAAUAUCCCGUAUCUACCAAUUUACCAUUGUUACCUCAGUCCCUAAAAAUACUUACACUUGUAAGUUGGGAAGGAUCCUUUUCGCCUGAUUACAUGGGGCGCCUAACAUCCCUAGAGGCAUUGACUCUGGAGAUGUGCAAAAACAUCCUGUUACUACUUACUACCGAGAUUACCUCUGUCCCUCAAGAUUCUCAGACUUUGGGGAGCAGCCUCUUUGCCUGAGGACAUGGAGUGCCUAACAUCCCUUGAGGAAUUGGCUCUCAGAAACUGAGAUAGUAUCCUGUCACUACCAAGUUUGUCUCUGUCCCUCAAGAAACUUGAAAUUCACAACUGCGACAUCUCACUCACGGAGACCUGUCUGACAGAUGGGCAUCCAAAUUGGAAGAAGAUUGCACAUAUCAAAGAGAAACGCAUUUCCAGUUUUUAACUUGCCAUUGCCAUAUAGCAGCCUGCAUGUUUCCUUCCCAUCCCUCUUUGUAAAAGGCUCACUGACAAGGAGCUAUACAUCUCUCAUUUAUUCAUAUUCACUCAUCAGCUCAUUUUGUUAGGGACAUUGACCAGGGAUCAGAAGAUGCAGGGUGCAGAAGAAGUAUCAUGGUGGGAGACAUCUAUAUAGAUCUAUGUCCCAAGUCACCACGCCUUUUCAAGCCAACUUGUCCAGAGUUCCUCCCACCUUCUUGGUUUGGUUGUGUACUUGUGUUCUUUAGUUUGUAUACCAGUGUUCUUUAAUUUGCUACACAUUUAUAAUUUGUGGCCUGCAGCAACAGUGGAGCUGCAGGCUCUGCAUAUUUCUGUUCCUGCAGUGUGUAUAUAAGAACUGGUUACUUUAUACAAUUACUUUAUUUGUUUCAGACAACUAAUGUAUCGUCAUUUGUCAA
This is a messenger RNA of Panicum virgatum (switchgrass), 4195 nucleotides long. Its product is annotated as putative disease resistance protein RGA1. Bases 1681 to 3363 code for a protein of 560 amino acids. Gene Ontology annotation, biological process: defense response to other organism. The record is from RefSeq and is a predicted model, not a curated record. Gene Ontology annotation, molecular function: ADP binding. NCBI's taxonomy places the organism in Eukaryota, Viridiplantae, Streptophyta, Magnoliopsida, Poales, Poaceae. The transcript has 2 exons.